This is a messenger RNA of Paramecium pentaurelia, 741 nucleotides long. The record is from the annotation of a GenBank genome assembly. NCBI's taxonomy places the organism in Eukaryota, Ciliophora, Oligohymenophorea, Peniculida, Parameciidae.
AUGAAAUAAAUAGAACAACUUCUAUAUGAAGGGAUUGUAAAUGAAAUGAAUUAAUCUCACAGAGUUUAAUUUAAAUACUUAAUGAUAUUUAGAUUAUUUGCUUCAUUUUUCAUGACUUAUGCUUUAAUUUAAGUAAGUGUUGUGGCUCCUACAUUUUCACAAAAUUUUCUCUAUUUAACUUUAUGGGGAGGUUAUACUACAUAUUUUUAUUUUGGAUUAGUUAGUAUUGAGAAUGUGUCAUUUUAUAAGUUUAAUAAAUAAUUUUUUGAUUAGAGUUUGUGGAAAUUGUGUCAUAUUUUAUUUAUUGUUGCUUUUUGCUUUGAAUUACCUAUUAUGGUAAUUUAUUGGAGUUAUAUAUUUCCUUAAGAGAAUGGUCUCACAAUUAAUUCAUGGUUAAUAAAUAUAGAUGUACAUAGUAUUAGUUGUAUACUAAUUUUUGUGGACUUUAUACUUAAUGAUAUUUAAUUUUAAUUGAAGUAUAAAAUAAUAUUAUAAUAUAGAUAAUCUAUUGUAUUGAUAGUGAUUGCAAUUAUUUAUUUAAUAGUAAAUAUGUUCUACGUUUUAGUGACAGGAAUUUAAAUCUAUCCAGGAAUCAAUUGGCGAAAUGGCAUUUCAUAUAUUAUAAGUGUAAUUACUCUAGGAAUUAUGUUUGGAGUAUUUUAACUUGGAUUAUUAUAUCAAAAUAAAAUAAAAAAACCAUUAAUGAUGAAUAAAAAAGAAAAAUAAUUAAUGCCAGAAUGA